UUGUCAUUUAGCAGGGCUACCAAUGUUAAAUUUUAUUUUGGGGAAUUUGAUUUUUAAAAACCCCUUUUACCAACUGUCAUUAUCCCAUAAAAGCAAAAAUGGGUAAAGUUAAGUGUUCCGAUCUGAGAAGUAAAGACAAAAAAGAGCUUACCAAACAGCUCGAUGAUCUUAAAAAGGAAUUAACUAAUUUACGUGUAGCAAAAGUCACAGGAGGAGCCCCUUCUAAACUUUCAAAAAUCCGAGUGGUACGUAAAGCUAUUGCUCGUGUAUAUAUUGUUAUGCACCAAAAGCAAAAGGAAAACUUGAGGAAACUGCACAAGAAUAAGAAGUACAAGCCACUAGACUUAAGGUCAAAGAAGACUCGUGCUAUCCGCCGUGGAUUGACCAAUCGUGAAAGGAACUUGCAAACCCACAAAGCAUUCAAAAAGAAUUCAGUUUUUCCACAAAGAAUAUACGCUCUUAAGGCUUAAUAUUUUUAUUUAAUAAAUAUGUAAUUAAAGUA
This is a messenger RNA of Sitophilus oryzae (rice weevil), 502 nucleotides long. It is a transcript of the gene RpL35, whose product is annotated as 60S ribosomal protein L35. Gene Ontology annotation, cellular component: ribosome; cytosolic large ribosomal subunit. Lineage: Eukaryota; Metazoa; Arthropoda; Insecta; Coleoptera; Curculionidae. Gene Ontology annotation, biological process: maturation of LSU-rRNA from tricistronic rRNA transcript (SSU-rRNA, 5.8S rRNA, LSU-rRNA); translation. The transcript has 3 exons. Gene Ontology annotation, molecular function: mRNA binding; structural constituent of ribosome. Bases 99 to 470 code for a protein of 123 amino acids. The record is from RefSeq and is a predicted model, not a curated record.